This is a messenger RNA of Apaloderma vittatum (bar-tailed trogon), 912 nucleotides long. RefSeq names its product STAM binding protein (gene STAMBP). Gene Ontology annotation, molecular function: protein binding; metallopeptidase activity; K63-linked deubiquitinase activity. The transcript has 6 exons. Lineage: Eukaryota; Metazoa; Chordata; Aves; Trogoniformes; Trogonidae. Gene Ontology annotation, biological process: protein K63-linked deubiquitination. Gene Ontology annotation, cellular component: cleavage furrow; endosome. The annotation marks the transcript as partial. The record is from RefSeq and is a predicted model, not a curated record.
CGCUACUACCGCUCCGGAGUGGAAAUCCUCCGCAUGGCUGCCGUUUACUCGGAGGAAGGCAACACUGAGCGUGCUUUUAUCCUCUACAACAAAUACAUCACGCUCUUCAUUGAGAAGCUGCCGCAGCACCGGGAUUACAAAACUGCCGUCAUACCCGAGAAGAGGGAGACGGUGAAAAAACUGAAAGAAGUAGCCUUCCCCCGAGCUGAAGAGCUCAAGGAGGAGCUGUUAAAGAGGUACGCCAAGGACUAUGCUAAGUACAAGGAGCAGAAGAAGGCGGAGGAAGAAGAAUUUGCGCGGAAUUUGGCUUUGCAGCAGCAGCUGGAAGAGGAGAGAAAUCGAGUAGCCCUGAUGAAGCAGCAGCAGGCAGAGCAAGAGCAGUUUCAUGCCUUUGAGGAGAUGAUUCGACGACAGGAGCUGGAGAAGGAACGUCUAAGGAUCGUGCAGGAAUUUGGAAAGCCAGAGCCGAGUCCCGAGACUCUGGAUGGACCCCUCAUCCCUGGCGUGGAAAAACCCCCGACAGAUUUAAUCCCGAAGGCUCCCGUGUCUCCAGUUCACCCUGCGAGUCCGUCAGCGGGGACUGUCUCAUCCAAACCUCCUGUUGUGGACAGAUCUUUGAAACCUGGUGCUUUGGGGAGCACGGAAAACAAUGCAAGCGUGGAUGUCCUUCGCCAGGUCAUUGUCCCUAGGGAGCUCUGCCAGAAAUUCCUCCAGCUGGCCGAUGCCAACACCAUCCGGGGUGUGGAGACGUGUGGGAUCCUCUGCGGUAAGCUGAUGAGGAACGAGUUCACGAUAACCCACGUCAUCGUUCCCAAGCAGCACGGGGGGCCCGAUUAUUGCAACACGGAGAAUGAGGAGGAGCUCUUCGUCAUCCAGGACCAGCACGGCCUCGUUACGCUUGGCUGGAUCCAC